ACGACGGGAACUCCCUUGCCCCUUCUCAACGUUCAUUUAUUUGUUCACAAAUAUUUGAGCACCUUUCACAUGCUAGGCCUAUCCAGGUGCUGGAGGAUACAGUAGUGAACAAACCCCAAAUCCCUACCUUCAUAAAGUUUACUGUUCUAGUGGGAGUGUCAAUGAAGAAAUGAAUAAAUGAAACACAUAGCAAGUUAUUAGUCCUGAGGGAAAAAACGACGCAGGAAGGGGAAUAGUGCUGUUUUACCUAGGGUGUUUUGGGAAGUGCUGUGAUGUAAAGCACUGCUUGCUUUAUGCCGGGCAUAAGACGGACUGCCAAGGCUCCCAGUGACGUCGACUAGCUCUGUGAUGCAGUCAGGGCGUUCCGUAGAGACCGUGGCCUCCUCUAUGAAGUCAACAGCUGGGUCCAGAUACUGGGCAGAGGGUAGGGGCAGACCGCAAGGCCCGCCGGCUGCACGCAGCGUCCGUGGGGACCGGGCGGUGCGCACCGGCUGAAGGAGGGCCGAGGGCCUUGCUGGCUGCGGCGUCGACUUGGGCGUCCGUGAGGGGACAGCCUGGGGUCAGGAUGCGGCGGAGCCCACGCCCGGGCUCGGCUGCAUCCCCGCACAAGCACACGCCCAACUUCUACAGCGACAACAGCAACAGCUCUGUGAGCGUCACCUCGGGGGACAGCUGCGGGCACCGGUCAGCUGGGCCGGGACCCGGGGAGCCCGAGGGCAGGAGAGCCCGGGGCUCGAGCUGUGGUGAGCCCGCCUUGAGCGCUGGAGUGCCCGGAGGAACCACAUGGGCUGGAAGCUCUCGGCUGAAGCCGGCGCCUCGGAGCCACAAUGCGCAGACCGCCUGUGGCGCGGCAACCGUGAGGGGCGGGGCCUCGGAACCGGCUGGCCCUCCCAUAGUCUCUGAGGAGCAGCUCGACCUUCUCUCGACUCUGGAUCUGAGGCAGGAGAUGCCUCCCCCGCGAGUGUCCAAGAGCUUCCUAAGCUUACUCUUCCAGGUGCUGAGUGUGUUGUUAACCCUGGUAGGAGACGUGCUGGUCAGUGUGUACAGGGAGGUUUGUUCCAUCCGCUUCCUGCUCACGGCUGUGUCACUGCUGAGCCUCUUUCUGGCAGGACUCUGGUUGGGGCUCCUGUACCUGGCCCCUCCACUGGAGAAUGAACCUAAGGAGAUGCUGACUCUAAGAGAAUACCAUGCACAGGUGCACUCCCAGGGGCAGCAGCUGCAGCAGCUCCAGGCUGAGUUGGUUAAACUCCACAAGGAGGUGUCCAAUGUUCGCGCAGCCAACAGCGAGAGAGUGGCCAAGCUCGUAUUCCAGAGGCUGAAUGAGGACUUUGUGCGGAAACCCGACUAUGCGCUGAGCUCUGUGGGAGCCUCCAUCGACCUAGAGAAGACAUCCCACGACUAUGAAGAUAUGGACACAGCCUACUUCUGGAAUCGCUUCAGCUUCUGGAACUAUGCACGACCGCCCACGGUUAUUCUGGAGCCAGAUGUGUUCCCUGGGAAUUGCUGGGCUUUUGAGGGCGACAAGGGCCAGGUGGUGAUCCGGCUGCCGGGUCGCGUGCAGCUGAGCGACAUCACUCUGCAGCAUCCACCGCCCAGCGUGGCGCAUACUCGGGGAGCCAACAGUGCCCCCCGCGACUUCGCAGUCUAUGGCCUCCAGGUUGAUGACGAGACUGAAGUUUUCUUGGGCAAAUUCACCUUUGAUGUGGAGAAAUCUGAGAUUCAGACUUUCCACCUACAGAAUGAUCCCCCAGCUGCCUUUCCCAAGGUGAAGAUCCAGAUUCUAAGCAACUGGGGCCACCCUCGUUUCACGUGCUUGUAUCGAGUCCGAGCCCAUGGCAUUCGAACCUCAGAGGGGGCAGGAGAUAAUGCCAGAGGGGGGCCCUAUUAAACAUGCUGAUUGUUGGAGAGUG
Sus scrofa (pig) is the source of this 1910-nucleotide messenger RNA. RefSeq names its product sperm associated antigen 4 (gene SPAG4). Lineage: Eukaryota; Metazoa; Chordata; Mammalia; Artiodactyla; Suidae. Gene Ontology annotation, cellular component: nuclear envelope; meiotic nuclear membrane microtubule tethering complex. Gene Ontology annotation, molecular function: protein-membrane adaptor activity. The record is from RefSeq and is a predicted model, not a curated record.